AUGGCACCAAAGCGUCGUUCUCGUAAGACUACGAAAGAUGUGUACGCCAAUUUGCCCAAUGAAGAACGUGCAAAGCUUGGUGCUGAAGCUAAGGAGCGCGGAAAUGCCGCAUUUUCCUCGGGUGACCACGCUACAGCCAUCAAAGAGUUCACAACGGCCAUCGCAUACGAGCCAACUAAUGUAAUUUACUACUCGAACCGCUCGGCUGCUUACCUGUCAGCAGGCCAAGCCACACCAGCCAUGCAAGACGCCAAGUCAUGCAUUGAGUUGGACGCAAAGUUUGCCAAGGGGUACGCUCGUUUAGGUGCCGCCCAUUUUUACAUUAAAAAUUACGCCAAAGCCAUCACUGCCUAUACUCAAGGUCUUACUGUCGAAAAGGGUAAUAAGGCAUUGCAAGCCGGUUUGACACAAGCACAAGCUGCACAACAAGUGCAAGACGAAGAAAUCAGUGGUGUUGAGAUGGAUGAGGCCACGCGGAAGAUGAAGCGUAUGGAAAUUGAAGCAAAGAUCAACAAGGCUCGAAAGGAGCGUGAAGAACGUGCAAAGCGCGCUGAAAAAGGAUUCUCGGAGGUCAUUGGUAUUGAUUUGGGUACGACUUACUCAUGUGUGGGUGUCUGGAAGGACGGUCAAGUCGAGAUCAUCGCAAACAGUGAAGGAAAUCGUACUACUCCAUCAUGGGUUGCUUUUAAUGAGAGUGAACGUCUGAUUGGUGAAGCUGCAAAGAUCCAAGCUGCGAGUAAUGCCACGAACACGAUCUUUGAUGCCAAACGUAUCAUUGGCCGCAGUUUCAGCGACGAGGUCGUGAAAAAAGAUGCGACGCACUUUCCCUUCACGAUCAAGGAAGGAGACGAUGAUAAAGUGUUGAUUGAAGUGGACUUUAAAGGUGAGAAAAAGAGCUUCACACCAGAAGAAAUUUCAUCUAUGGUAUUGCUGCGAAUGAAGGAGACGGCUGAAGCGUUUUUGGGCCAAAAUAUUUCACAAGCUGUUGUGACCGUCCCCGCAUACUUUAAUGACCAGCAGCGACAGUCGACCAAGGAUGCCGGUUCAAUCGCCGGACUUGACGUGAAGCGUAUUAUCAAUGAACCUACAGCGGCUGCUUUGGCGUAUGGACUCGACACAAAUGCAGGCACGGACGGCAAGGCGUGCAACGUUUUGAUAUUCGACUUAGGUGGUGGUACCUUUGAUGUAUCGAUUCUAUCGAUUGAGAAUGGCAUUUUUGAAGUCAAAUCGACAGGUGGUGACACUCAUUUGGGUGGUGAAGACUUUGAUAACAACAUGGUUGAGUAUCUUCUUUCGGAGUUCAAGCGCAAAAAUCGCAACAUGGAUCCGUCUACUUCAGCUCGUGCUAUGCGUCGUCUUCGGACUGCCUGUGAGUCGGCUAAGCGAAUGCUAUCAUCUACAACGUCAGCUUCGGUCGAGGUUGAUUCGCUUUUUGAAGGCGUUGACUUUUCGUCUACUGUUACCCGUGCCAAGUUUGAAUCGUUAAAUGAAGAGUUGUUCAAACGAUGUGAAGAGACGGUUUUGAAAGUGUUAGAAGAUGCCAAAAUGAAGCCAGAAGACGUGACUGAAUUGGUUCUGGUGGGAGGUUCGACGCGUAUUCCCAAGGUCCAGACGAUGCUUUCUUCUCUCUUUGGUGGUAAAGAGUUGUCUAAGUCGAUCAAUCCCGAUGAAGCUGUUGCAUAUGGUGCUGCUGUGCAAGGUGCGAUUUUGGAUGGCAUCCGUAAUGACGCGACGAACUCGCUGCUGCUGGUCGAUGUUACACCGUUGUCGCUCGGAAUUGAGACAGUUGGGAAAGUCAUGUCAGUGCUUAUUAAGCGAAACACGGCCAUUCCCGUGCGCAAGACCCGUGUAUAUACAACUGAGGAGGACUACCAGACUUCAGUAGACGUUUGCAUUUACGAGGGUGAACGCGCUUGUGUUGAGUCGAACAACAAACUGGGCGAAUUUAACAUUUCGGGACUUGAACGGGCCAAGCGUGGUGAGCCACAGGUGGAAGUGACGUUUGAAAUUGAUGCCAACGGAAUAUUGAACGUGUCGGCUCGUGACAAAAAGACGGGUGCCAAAGCAGAGACUACUAUCUCGAACAAUCGUGGACGUCUGAGCCAGGAAGACAUAGAUCGAAUGGUUGCCGAGGCGGACAAAUUUAAGAAGGAUGACGCUGAGAUGCUGCGCCGCAUCGAGGCCCGCAACGACCUUGAACAAUUCAUCUACCGAGCUAUUGAAAUAGCUCGCGAAAAGGGCGAUACCAAUACGGAGAGCGCAAUUCGUGACGCCCGCGAUUGGCUUGAGGAUCACGAAGAGGCCACACUUCGUGAGCUUGAAGAUAAGAAGCGUAUGCUUGAGCGCAUGGUUCGCUUUUAA
Molecule: messenger RNA, 2361 nt
Organism: Plasmopara halstedii
Lineage: Eukaryota; Oomycota; Peronosporomycetes; Peronosporales; Peronosporaceae
Product: chaperone
Exons: 1
Coding region: 1-2361 (786 amino acids)
Biological process (GO): cellular response to unfolded protein; protein refolding
Cellular component (GO): cytoplasm
Molecular function (GO): heat shock protein binding; misfolded protein binding; ATP-dependent protein folding chaperone
Source: RefSeq, a predicted model, not a curated record